Molecule: messenger RNA, 1108 nt
Organism: Condylura cristata (star-nosed mole)
Lineage: Eukaryota; Metazoa; Chordata; Mammalia; Eulipotyphla; Talpidae
Gene: CD207
Product: CD207 molecule, langerin
Exons: 6
Coding region: 1-993 (330 amino acids)
Molecular function (GO): signaling receptor activity
Source: RefSeq, a predicted model, not a curated record
AUGAAGGCUGAGGGGGGCCAGGUGCUUGAUGCACACUUCACUGUAGACAAACAGAACAUCUCUCUCUGGCCCCAAGAGCCUCCUCCCAAGACAGACCCGCCUCUAGCUCUAAGGAAGUGCCCUGCGGUGGUCCGCACAGCAGUCAUCUUCCUGACCCUGGUGCUGGCCGCUGCUGUGCUGCUGCUGGCUGUUGUCUAUCCCUGGUUUAUGAGCACAAUAGCAGAUAUAAAGACCAACGCCCAGUUGCUGAAAGAUCGUGUGGAUAAUAUCAGCAUUCUGGAUUCUGAAAUUAAGAGGAAUAGAGGCAGCAUGGAGGCGACUGGUGUUCAAGUGCGGCAGGUUAAUGCCAGCCUGGAUCGCUUGCAUUCCAAGAUCCAGAGGUUGGAAAUGGGUGUGUCGGAAGCCAAUAUGCAGAUACAGAUAUUAAGAAGCAGCUGGGAGGAAGUGGAUCAUUUGAAUGCCCAAAUCCCAGACUUAAAAAGAGAUUUAGGCAAAGCCAUUGCUUUGAAUGCAAAAGUCCAGGAAAUCCAGAAGAGAUUGGAUAAUUUUGCCAAGUUGGUCAAACAGCAAGGUGACAUUGUGCAGAUGGUUUCUCAAGACUGGAUGUACUUCCAGGGGAACUUAUAUUACUUUUCUCGUGUUGUGAAGACCUGGUACAGUGCCCAGCAGGUCUGUGUGUCCGAGAGUUCACACCUGGCCUCAGUGACCUCAGACAGUGAGCAGGAGUUUCUGUACAAGAGAGCAGGGGGAGUUUUCUACUGGAUUGGCCUGACUAAAGCAGGAAGUACAGGGGCCUGGACCUGGGUGGAUAACACUCCAUUCAACAGCGCCCAGAGUAUGAGGUACUGGGCUCCGGGUGAGCCCAACAAUUCCGACAACAACGAGCACUGUGUGAAUAUAAAGCUGUCCUCGCUUCAGUCAUGGAAUGAUGCCUCUUGUGACUCAAAGUUACAUUUCAUCUGUAAAAGGCCCUAUGUCCCAUCAGAACUGUGAUGGGCCAGGCCCCCAGGAUUGCAGAUGCAGCCCCAUUCUUGUCAAGUUCAAGGAAACACCCUUCUUCCCACCAUGCUUCAGAGUGACUUUGCACCUCAGUCUUUCCUGCUUUAAA